AUGUCUGAACGCAAAGUAAUGAAAACUCCUCUUGUACCAGAUGAGAAAUCAGGAGAUACACAAGAUGAAAUAGAAAAACCUUUAUUUCCCUAUAGAGAAGCCAUAGGAAGUCUAUUAUAUCUUUCAUGUAAAACAAGACCUGAUCUAGCAUUUGCUAUUAAUUAUGAAAGUCGAUUUACUGAAGACCCAAUGAAUAAAGACUAUAAAAAUAUAAAAAGAACAUUGCGGUACCUUCAAGGAACAAAAGAUUACGGCAUAUACUACAAGAAAAAGAAUGAUGGAAAAGAUGUAAUUGAACUGAAAGUUUACUGUGACUCAGACUAUGCAGGAGACCUAAAUGACAGAAAAAGCACCACUGGAUAUAUCAUCCUAUAUAAUGAUGCUCCAAUCAACUAG
Messenger RNA from Coccinella septempunctata (seven-spotted ladybird), 396 nucleotides. RefSeq names its product secreted RxLR effector protein 161-like. The transcript has a single exon. The coding region runs from base 1 to 396 and encodes 131 amino acids. Lineage: Eukaryota; Metazoa; Arthropoda; Insecta; Coleoptera; Coccinellidae. The record is from RefSeq and is a predicted model, not a curated record.